Dermacentor silvarum is the source of this 1609-nucleotide messenger RNA. Its product is annotated as renin-1-like. The record is from RefSeq and is a predicted model, not a curated record. The coding region runs from base 209 to 1315 and encodes 368 amino acids. Gene Ontology annotation, molecular function: aspartic-type endopeptidase activity. NCBI's taxonomy places the organism in Eukaryota, Metazoa, Arthropoda, Arachnida, Ixodida, Ixodidae. Gene Ontology annotation, biological process: proteolysis. The transcript has 8 exons.
UGUGCCUCCCUGCCGUCCACUUUUUCCAAUCUGCAAACGAAGCCAGUGGUAUCUACGCAGACCUAAGCGCACGGUCAGCGUCUUCCCGAUAGCGCGCAACCUAGGCUAGCUUAUACUCGCACGUAGAGGCUCAAUCACUUUCCACUAGCAAGUACGCCUUCCGUGGAACGAAAGCAAGCGAAUCUGGGAGCAGUUUGUCGUUGACCUAAUGUAUUACUACGCCGCAACGUUUUACGCGCUCUUGAGCGUGGCAUCCUGUGGUUUAAGGCCACGACUGAGCAACGAAAUAAUAAGCGGUGGCCAUAACUACAGCGGGAACUACUGGCAGGCUGGUGGAGUCGUGACUGUACCUCUCAAGGCCACUAAUACUCAAUACUACGGUGUCAUCAGCAUCGGAACACCACCGCAAACUUUCAGAGUUGUCUUUGACACAAAUUCUAAUGUUACAUGGCUGCCUUCAGUUGGCUGCAGCAAGGCACAAUGCGGUGAUCGCAAGCUGUAUGACAACCGCAAGUCCUCUUCGUACUCUCACUACGGAAUAUGGGUUGAAGUACCGUCUUUCGCUGGUGAUGGCAUCAAAGGAACUGCGGCUCGUGAGACCAUCGUCAUAGGUGGCAUCAAGCUCACGGACCAGCUGUUUAUUGAAGCAACCGUCAUCGAUCCUAAGAUAUACAACAAUCUACCGUUCGAUGGUGUCGUAGGCCUCGGAACAGAGCCGCAACUUCCUGAGCACUGGUCCGUCUUUGAUACGAUGAACCAGCGAUACCUGCUGGACAUGCCUUUAUUCGAUUUAUACUUUCAUAAAACACGUGACGGCGCAGAUGGUGAGAUUAUGUUUGGAAAUUAUGACACGGCCCAUUAUCAAGGAAGUCUAUUCAUGCUGCGUCUUCCUGGACAAGACUGGUCCGUUCCUAUGUAUUACAUAACAAUCGGAGGGGAGUCCAUAUGGGAGUACUUCACUGCCAAACCUGCUUCCGCACUGCCAUUCAUCUAUGGGCCAGAGAGGUACAUCAAUGAUAUCCACCAGGCUCUUGGAGCUACACGAAGUGCUCGAGGAGAGUAUAUGGUAGACUGCGAAAGUGUUCCAAAGUUGCCUAUUAUCGGAUUUGAUUUCGGUGCUUGGAUGCAACUGUCUCCCGAGGACUACGUCGUUAAGGUUGGCACAGUGUGCUACAGCGGUUUCGCUGUAGCACCAACAGGAGACUGGCUCUUGGGGCAGAACUUCUUUCGCCGAGUCUUUAUGUCCUUCUGGCAAGGCGGAUUCAUGAACGAGAAGCAACUCGGCAUUGGAUACGUCCGGCAACCAAGCAACUAAGCGUCACUGCGCCUGUCGCCGUCAAAUAAUAGCUUUAUUUCAGAACUGCGCAAGUAGCCUGUUGUAUCUAAGGAGAGGGCAGGCUAGAAAUUUGGCGCCGUCACAUAAAAACAUUUUUUUGCUGUGGUCAUUGUGAGAACAUUUGACAGAAAAGAAAUUCCAGUAGUUCGCAUGACCUGUUGUUAACCCUUUCUUAUAGAACCGUCAAUUAAAACAUACUAGCGGCAGACCGUACAAUAAAUGGUCAUCGGAACCAAUGAAACGUUCCACGCAUAUUUAAUGACCAUGCUUUAU